This is a messenger RNA of Podarcis raffonei (Aeolian wall lizard), 3045 nucleotides long. It is a transcript of the gene DHCR7, whose product is annotated as 7-dehydrocholesterol reductase. Lineage: Eukaryota; Metazoa; Chordata; Lepidosauria; Squamata; Lacertidae. Bases 132 to 1556 code for a protein of 474 amino acids. Gene Ontology annotation, biological process: brassinosteroid biosynthetic process; cholesterol biosynthetic process. The record is from RefSeq and is a predicted model, not a curated record. Gene Ontology annotation, molecular function: 7-dehydrocholesterol reductase activity. The transcript is spliced from 8 exons. Gene Ontology annotation, cellular component: endoplasmic reticulum membrane.
UAAGGGGGCGUGGCAAAGAUAGGAGGGUGAAGGAGGCGGGAGGGGAAGAGUGAAGCUCGAGCCCUCGGCGCUGGAGCGAACAAAAGCGUCGGUUGUUCGCGGGCGGCUGCACAGCAGCGGCGCAGGUUCCAAUGGCUGCCUCUCGGCAAACACAGUUUUCUGAAGGAGGAAAAAGUAAAUCCGUAAUGAAUGGAGCUGCAACCUCUCAAGGACAAUGGGGGAGGGCCUGGAAAGUCGACUGGUAUUCCUUGGCGUGUGUCAUCUUUCUACUCCUAUUUGCACCCUUCAUUGUAUAUUAUUUCAUAAUGGCAUGCGAUCAGUACAGUUGUUCUCUAACUAAGCCAGCCAUUGACUUGGUCACGGGGAAAGCCAGUCUCUUGGAUAUCUGGCACAAGACACCACCAUUGACUUGGAAAGCUGCGACCCUCUAUGCUUCUUGGGUAAUCUUCCAGGUAUUUUUGUACAUGCUUCCUGACUUUUGUCACAAAUUUCUUCCUUAUUUUCGAGGAGGAGUGCAAGAAGGGGCUGUCACACCCGCUGGCGCAGUACUCAAAUAUGAGGUCAAUGGACUUCAAGCCUGGCUUAUCACGCACAUACUCUGGUUUGCAAACACUUACCACUUCCACUGGUUCUCGCCCACCAUCAUUUUUGACAACUGGAUUCCUCUCUUGUGGUGUGCAAAUAUCCUGGGCUAUGCCGUUUCCAUAUUUGUAAUGAUAAAGGCCUACUAUUUCCCCACUAAUGCAGAAGAUCGCAAAUUCACUGGUAACUUCUUCUACGACUUCAUGAUGGGGAUUGAAUUUAAUCCUCGUUUAGGAAAGUGGUUUGAUUUCAAACUGUUCUUCAAUGGCCGCCCAGGCAUUGUAGCAUGGACUCUGAUCAACCUCUCUUAUGCAGCGAAACAACAAGAAUUAUAUGGACAAGUAACUAACUCAAUGAUACUUGUCAAUGUCCUCCAGGGUAUAUACGUUUUGGAUUUUUUCUGGAAUGAAGCCUGGUAUUUGAAAACGAUGGACAUCUGUCACGAUCAUUUUGGAUGGUACCUGGGCUGGGGAGACCCUGUUUGGCUUCCUUAUCUCUAUACACUGCAGGGAUUAUACUUGGUCUACCACCCUGUCCAUCUGGCUACAAGCAGUGCAAUUGGGAUUCUACUAUUUAGUUUAGUGGGCUACUAUAUCUUUAGAAUGACCAAUCAUCAGAAAGAUCUCUUUCGUCGUACAGAUGGCAACUGUAAAAUCUGGGGCAGGAAGCCCAAGUACAUUGAAUGCUCCUAUACGUCAACGGAUGGGAUCAAACACCACAGCAAGUUGUUGACAUCCGGCUUCUGGGGAGUGGCACGCCAUUUUAACUAUACAGGCGACUUGAUGGGCUCCCUGGCAUACUGUCUAUGUUGUGGUUUUGAACACAUUCUGCCUUACUUCUACAUAAUUUAUAUGACCAUUCUUCUGGUUCACCGUUGCAUCCGGGAUGAACACCGAUGCUCCAGCAAGUAUGGCAACGAUUGGAAGAAGUAUACUGAUGCAGUACCUUACCGGCUAAUUCCUGGGCUCUUUUAAAUGCUCGAUUUCUCGACUUCAAAAGGUUUAUGAACAGUUAUCUUUUCAGUGCAGCAAGUUUUGAGGAUCUAAAAAGCAGCACCUUUUUAGCGCACCUGAUGAGACACGAUUCUAAUAUCUGUUAAGGUCAUUGUGCCACUAAAAUGAUCUAACUUUUUUAAAGGUGUGGAUUUUGUUUUGUUUUUUAAAAGUUCCCUGUCCUUGACCAACAAAGCUUGAUUAAAAAGUUGAAUCUUGAGGUGCAUUCAGGUUGACACCUUGGACACACACAGAUUCCAAAGUGUGUACAGGGACAGGAAUACACACACACAAGCCCUGCCACCAGUGUCCUCAUGGAUCUUUCCCCUGCCUGUCCUACCUGUCCUCAUGUUGUGUGAGGAAGGUCGUGCAUCUGCUUGAAAGUGCCUAACUAACUGCACAUGAUGGAAGAUGUUUCUUCUCAACUUCACAUGUUCAACUUCACAGAAGUAGAAGCCACCUGCAGACUUCCAUUGGGCAACACAAGGGAGAUCCAGAAUGGGGUGGUGGGCAAGAUGCUCGUGAGAACUUUGGGGACAAGGUUUGCUUGUGUGCUGGCCACAAGGAUGCUAGGGGGAGGGAUUGAAUGCACAUCCAUGCGUCCAUCUACACUUGGAACAUUUGUGUGUGAACAUGCCUCUGGUUGUAACUGAAUCUACAAUGUUACUUCACUCUGGGACACAACCCACAGGCAAAUGACUGGCCCUUUAAAACUUCUAUUCAUUCCCCUGUGGUUUGAAGAGUGGCGAUUCUUGAUAGCUUCAAUCGGAGUUUGAUUGUUCAGGUCAGCUAUAAAUGAACAGUGAUCCAGUUACAAUAUCAUUUGAUAUCUGGUCUUCAGAUAGGCUUAUUGUAACUACAUCAGAGAUUCUGGAGCAGUAGUUAAGCUCUAAAUGCAUACUGGGUAACGAAGGGACAUGAUUCUAAAACAUGACAGCUGGGUUGGUAGAAGGUCUCUUAUCAGUUCUGUUAAUUGUGAUAAAAAUCACAUUCUAGAAAUGUGUUGGAAUACUGCCCUAAUUAUCAUAGAUGUUUUCUGCAUACAAGUUCACCUUCUUAUGGGAAUGCAUAUAUUUUAAGUGGGAAUAGCAACACUUCUGCCUACCUUUUUCAAAAUUGCAUACUAGAUGCAGAUAGUUUACCACUUUGAGAACUAAGUUCCUGUUUGACAAGGAACCACCUAGCCUAAACUUCAUAUGCAGUCUUUCCAGUAACACCUCUUGAGUAUACAGCUUAAUGUUAGGGUGAGGAAGACUAGCUGGUGAUGGACAUCAAGGCUUUACCCUAUAGUUAAAUGCAAAACUCCCUUGCCUGGCCCUAGAUGGCUUUGAUGCUUUCUGUUUACUGUGAAAACAGUGCUGGAAUAGUGUCUUCACAAAAUCAAAUUCAAAGGUGAAGAAAGAAGGCAGAGUAUUCUUCCCAUUCAUGCAUUAAGUGACAUAAUGUAAAAAUAAAGUGGAGUGUUUUCUUC